AUGGAAAUUGAAAGUAUUCAGAAGCGGGCACUACGGAUUAUCCAACCGGACUUCAGUUACAUCGAAGCAUUAAAAAAGGCAAAAUUGGAAACAUUGUACGAUCGAAGAGAAAAGUUGUGUGUAAAACUAUUUUCAUCAAUCGAAGCAAAUGAUGAUCAUAAGUUAAAGGAACUAUUGCCACCGAAAAAUUUACAACCAAACAAUCUCAGAACAAACAGAAAAUAUAAUCUUCCCAAGAUGCACACGAACAGAUUUAGUAAUUCCUUUAUUCCAUAUUGCGCACGUAAUGCAACCUU
This is a messenger RNA of Paramuricea clavata, 296 nucleotides long. The record is from the annotation of a GenBank genome assembly. Lineage: Eukaryota; Metazoa; Cnidaria; Anthozoa; Malacalcyonacea; Plexauridae.